Messenger RNA from Cetraspora pellucida, 930 nucleotides. The record is from the annotation of a GenBank genome assembly. Lineage: Eukaryota; Fungi; Glomeromycota; Glomeromycetes; Diversisporales; Gigasporaceae.
AUGGUUCUUUGCUUACUUUAUAAUUUAUUGUUCAGAUGGACAAGAACAAAUAUUUAUUAUACUAAACUUUAUAAUAAUACUUAUCAUUAUUAUAAUACUUCUGGUUAUCAUAAUAAAAAUGCAAAUUCUUAUCUUGAUAAUUUGAAUAAUUUAAAAACACAACUUUCAACUAUUCAAUCACAAAUAACAAAUCUUAGAAAUUUAUAUAAUCUAACAAAUUCUAUAUAUCAAAACAAUAAAAAACUUUUAACUGAAAAAGAAGUAAAUCUAAAUAAUGAGAUUAAAAAACAUAAUAAUACUAAAAAGAAACUUGAUGAAUUUUAUAAUAAAUUCAUUGAAGAAUUAAACUUAAAUAAAGAACUUCAAAAACAAUUAAAAAAAGACUAUCAACAAUAUCUUAAUGAAAUUAAACCUCAUGAAAUAACAAAAAAUAAAUUAAAAAAAGAAAAAAAAGAACAUAAUGAAACAAAAAAUAAAUUAGAAAAUGAUAUUAAAGAAACAAACCAAAAAUAUCAAAAAGAAAUUGAAAAAAUAAACAAGAAACAUAUCGAUGAUAAUAAAACAAAAAAUGCUGAAAUUGAAAAAUAUAAAACAAAAUAUGAAGAUACUUUAGAAAAGUUACAAAAAGAAAAAGAAAAUCAUAAUAUAACCAAAAAAAAAUUAAAAACCAAAAAACUUUAUAAGUAUAAUAAAAAAAUUGUUGAUUUAAAUGAUUUAUUAAAGAAAAAAAAUAAUGAAAUUAAGAAACUAAAAAAAGAUCAUAAAUUGUUAAAAGCAAAAUAUGAUCAAGCACAUAAAAAUACUAAUAAAAUUAAAAAAGAUUUAAAAGAUUUACAAGAUUUAAUUGAAGAAAAUAAAUUAAAACCUGAAGUUAUUGACAUUGCUGAUACAGCUUUUACUUUAGAAAAAUUAGUUAAAACAUUUGGUUAA